GUUUGCAGUUUUUCAUCUCUGCUCCAGCCUGGUACUGCAAACUGUGUGCUGUUUGGAUGGGCGACCUUCACUGUGCUUCAUUCCAUCUGAAGUCUAAACUUCAUGCAACCAAAUACCAUAACUUCAUCAAGGAGAACGAUGGAUGGGAGUCAAAUUGGCUUUCUGAAAGAGAGCAAGCCUAUGAGCGCUUGUCUGAGGUCAAAGAAGAGAAAAAAUCAGACGGACAUCAGGUGAUCAAGAAGUCAGAAUCAGCUGAGCAGCCGAUUAAAGAACGGCAGUCACGUCAAGAAAGAUUUGAUAAAUCCGAAUCGAAAGGAAAGAAGCGGCGGUCGUGUAGUGGAUCAAGUAAUGGUUCUGCAGACCGUAACCAAGACAUAGAAGCUACUGGUGGUUGGGUUAAAGAAAGACGAAUUGAUAAUGACAAAGAGAGAGCCAGACAGAAGGAGAAGGAACAAGCUCGCAAUCGUGCGAGAGUGAAAGAAAGCCACGACCGGGACUCUGAGACAGACAAAUCGAAGAGUAUUAGAGUUGCGAUGAGGAACAAGAGUAAUGAUAAAUCGGAGGACCAUCCAGUCAUUGCACCAUCUCAAUUGAAAAGUAAAUGGGAUUCUCCAGAUCGUAAGAAUGGCGCCAGUCCUCGACCCUCCGGAGGUCGCCAUGCAAAUGCACCUGACGACCGGAUGAUGAGAGAGUGGCUACCUGUAGAAGAAUCAGAGAACCAAAUGUUGAACAACUUGAAGGAUCGGGUGAAGCGCAAGCAUGAAGACAGUCACAAGGAGAGAGAGACUGACCGUGACCAGAAAGGCGACAAGGAAAAACCUCACAAGGACAGGAAGUUCUUCCCUGAGCCUCAGUUUGGAAGAAACAAGUUCACCCGCGACGUGACGCCCCCGAGGAACAGGAGGUCCAGGGGAGGGAAUGACGACUCGCGCUGGGAUGCCUCGGGCUUUGCGGCCCCGCCCGGCGCCAUCGUCCGGGAGAGCCCCCCACCUCACAGGCGAAUGAACGAAGGCAAAGGUCGCGAUCGCGACAGGGAAAGGGAUAGAGGUGAUCGGGACAGGGAACGAGAGCGGGAUCGGGAUCGGGAACGUGACCGAGAACCCCGAGACAGGGAUCGUGAGCGAGACCGGGACAGGGAUCACGACAGGCGGGAUAGGGGAAGAGACAGGGACGAAGACGGACGGCAUCCACCUCAAAGGGAAGAGGAAGACGAUGAGACGAACUUCGAGAAGCAGAGUGCCGAGUUCAGGAAAUCUGGAAGGAAACAGCAACCAGUGAUGACCAUUAAAUCCAAACUUCCAUUUAUUGGGAGGAUGCCUGUUUUCAAGAACUUUUCAAAGAAAGGAGCUGAUGACAAAUCUAAAGAUGAAAAUUCAUCACCCCCUAUGUCUCCUGGAGCCGACUCCACACCCGGUAAAAAUAUGUCGCCUGCUGUCGCCCUAACUCCUGAUGGUCUUUCAUUGAAAGACAGGGGUCCAGCCUCUACUCCUAGUGCCGCUCAAAUUAAUGCUAGUAUUAUGGAAUAUAGAGCAAAGCUUUUAGAUGGCACUGCUCGAACUGUGGAGUCGCCGACAAGUACUUUAGCCUCAGUUUCAACUGUUGCAGCACCUAUGCCUAAGUCAACUUUAAUUCUGUCUAAAACACCUGCUGUUUCAAUAGACAACUUAAUGAAGAAUAACAAAGAUUCUGACAUGAAGAUGCAACUGAAAAAGCUCUCCGAACAGAUGCAGUUGAUGGAAAAAGUGCAGGCCACACCGCACCCAACUGCUGAUGAGGCUGUUCCUAUGGAGUUAGAAGAGGAGGCGGAAUCAGGACCAGGGUUGUCAAAGGAUUUCCAAGAUGCACUGGAAAUUAUUUUCCCUGACCCUUCCAAACCCCAGGAAGAGAGGCCACCAGGAGAUGAUGAUUCCCCAUUACCUGAUGUCAAAAAUCCCCCACCUAAUCUCAUGCCAAUGCCAAAUCUCAGCAAUCCCCCUCCUGGUAUGAUUACUACUACCCCAAUGGGAGUUGAUGGAAUGUACCCCUCGAUGGAAAGUGCUCCAACCAUGAUGGGUGCGAUGCCGCCACCUGCAAUGGGCAUGAGCAUGGAUGGAACAAACCAGAAUGCCAGCCAACCUCCCAUGGGCAUGGGUAUGGAUGGGACCAUGCCAGGCCCACCAGGUAUGGGAAUGGGCAUGUAUGAUGGUCCACCCGGAACCUACCCUCCAGGCACGUAUCCGCCUGGGCCCAUGGGCCCGAUGGGCCCAAUGGGUGUACCUCCUAUGGGUGGUCCAAGAAUGGGCCCUAUGGGUCCUAUGGGACCUCCACCAAUGGGAAUGCCACCAAUGGGUCCUAUGGGUAUGCCAAUGGGACCUCCACCUAUGGGAGUGCCCCCCAUGGGUGGUCCAAGACCACCAUCAAUACCUGCCAAAAGCUCAAGUACGCUUGAUGCCGAUGACAUGGCAAUGCUGGGCAUUGACGCUGAUGAUAUCGGCGCGCAAGGAAUGUGAUUUAAUUGCACUUUUCUGUUACUGUGUUGAUGUUAUGCCUUGUUGUAAGCAAGAGUGAACUUAGCAUUAACAUUAAU
Molecule: messenger RNA, 2566 nt
Organism: Frankliniella occidentalis (western flower thrips)
Lineage: Eukaryota; Metazoa; Arthropoda; Insecta; Thysanoptera; Thripidae
Product: zinc finger matrin-type protein CG9776-like
Biological process (GO): positive regulation of DNA-templated transcription; negative regulation of DNA-templated transcription
Cellular component (GO): nucleoplasm
Source: RefSeq, a predicted model, not a curated record